AUGCGCCCCCAGUACCGCAUCACUGAGACUGUCCAGAGCUCAGCAUACAUUACACUGUCGCAACGGGACACGUGGGCCGACAUUCAGCCCAUCCAGCAAGAUGACGGUCCGGCCCCUGUUGUGCCCAUCAUGUACUCGGAAGAGUACAGGGACGCCAUGGACUACUUUCGCGCAAUCUCGGCGGCUGCUGAAAAGUCUGAAAGAGCCUUAGAGCUGACCGAGACCAUAAUCCGAAUGAACCCGGCUCAUUACACUGUCUGGCAGUACCGCUUCGCGACUCUCAUCGCUCUGAACAAAUCUUUGGAAGAAGAGCUUCAAUUGAUGAAUGAAUUUGCGGUUCAGAACUUGAAGAGUUACCAGGUCUGGCAUCAUCGUCUUUUACUCUUGAGUGCCAUCUCUCCAGAAGACCCCGCGUUCGAGAUCGACUAUAUCCACCGUUCGCUCUUACCAGACCCCAAAAAUUACCAUACCUGGGCCUACCUUCAUUGGCUAUACUCCAACUUUUCUACUCUUGGGAGGAUAUCGGAUGCUCAAUGGAAGGAAGAGCUAGCCUGGUGUGAGGAAAUGCUGCGCGUGGAUGGGAGGAACAACAGCGCGUGGGGGUGGCGGUGGUUCUUGAGGGUCUCUCGACCUGGGGCCGACCUCUCUACGGGCGCUCAGAAAGACGAGCUCGACUACGUGCUCAAAGCCAUUCAUCACAUCCCGCACAACGUGUCUGCGUGGAACUACUUGCGAGGUCUGCUCAAGUCACAGAGUCUUCCUCUCUCGCCUCUUCUUCCGUCUGUGGUUCCAUACACCGGAUGGGAUAGUUUAUCCCCCGCGGACCUCGAGUCAUACAGCUUCCCCAUUCCUUCAGAUGUCCUCCCGAAGGACACGCCUCUACCUGUACCCCUUGCUUUGGAAUAUCUAGGCGACGCCCUGGCCGAGCAAGGCAAGCUCGACGAGGCAGGACAAGUAUUUGGAGAUCUCAGUGUCAAGUAUGAUAGAAUGAGGGCUGGCUAUUGGGAGCUCAAGAGGCGCCAGUGUGUCGAGCAGUAG
Cryptococcus wingfieldii CBS 7118 is the source of this 1038-nucleotide messenger RNA. RefSeq names its product protein farnesyltransferase/geranylgeranyltransferase type-1 subunit alpha. Gene Ontology annotation, biological process: protein farnesylation; protein geranylgeranylation. The transcript has 5 exons. Gene Ontology annotation, cellular component: CAAX-protein geranylgeranyltransferase complex; cytoplasm; protein farnesyltransferase complex. Gene Ontology annotation, molecular function: protein farnesyltransferase activity; CAAX-protein geranylgeranyltransferase activity. Bases 1 to 1038 code for a protein of 345 amino acids. NCBI's taxonomy places the organism in Eukaryota, Fungi, Basidiomycota, Tremellomycetes, Tremellales, Cryptococcaceae. The record is from RefSeq and is a predicted model, not a curated record.